UCACAAGAAGGCCUUGCAAGGUGCAUUCGUUAUGGUUUCGCCGUUAUUCUUCUGAAUCGUUAAAUAAGUGUUUGGUACAAAAUAUUGUGUAGUAUCUAGCACAUAGCCUAUUUGUGAAAUUGACCGCGAUUUUUUUUUAAAGAUCCUGGAAGUUUUGUAGCUCAAAUUAAAGGGAUUUGAUAUCAAUGACUGGCUGUGGAUGCUGCACUAAUGAUACUGUAUGAGUAGCAGCGAUCUCUCGCUGUCACAACCUAUCUGUUUUGUUGAUACUGUCGGCAAGCGCAAGGAAGAAGACUUGACUGAGGACUUUAUGCUUAUUUAAAUACAACAUUCCUGUUGGAAAUACACUAAAAUGGGAAGCCUGAGACACUUUAUUGUUCUUUUAUUAUUUCCAUUGGCUUUUGGCGUGGAUUUUCUUGUGGACCCAGGAUCAUAUAACGCAAAAAGGAUGUUUGUUAAGACUCCUGUGUCCGCGAGAAGUCUGACCGAGAAGAUAUCUGGUAAAGAUAUCCAUCACAUCCAGAAAAGAAGCGCCGAUUCUGGAUCAGACUCUUGUAAUGCUCUGGAUGGAUUUGAGAGCAAGUUAAUCAGCAAUACGCACGAAUUUACCUUUCAAGAUAUCAGUGGAUCCGUGUCCCUGGCUUGGGUGGGGGACGGCACUGGGGUUGUUUUGGUUUUGACCACAUUUCAGGUGCCAUUCGCAUUCUUUAAAUACGGUCAGUCUAACCUGUAUAGGAGUGAAGACUAUGGGAAGACAUUUCAGGAUGUUACAGCACUCAUUAACAGUACCUACAUCAAUAUUGCCUUUGGGAUUGCCAUCGGUCCUGAGAACUCUGGCAAGGUGAUCCUCACAGGAGAUGCUUCUGGAGGCAGUGGUGCCAGAAUUUUUCGUUCGAAAGACUUCGGGAGGAGUUUCGUUUUGACAGAAUUGCCCUUCCAUCCGCUAAUGCAGAUAAUAUACAACCCUCAAGACACUGACGUGCUUGUGGCCAUCAGCAACAAGAAUGAUCUCUGGAUCUCUAAAAACUUUGGUGAAAAGUGGGAAAAAAUUCACGAUAUGGUCUGUGUUGUGAAAUGGGGAAUGGAUGCUAUGUUCUUCUCUGCCAACCUUAAUGGAUCCUGCUAUGAUAGAGGGAUGCUGGUGUUGAGAAAGACCACAGACUUUGGCGUUAACAUAAAGACGGUUGCUCAGAAGAUUUAUUCGUUUGGCAUCGGUGGACGCUUCCUAUUUGCCUCUGUUAUGUCGGCAACAGGAGGUGUAGUGCAGUCACCAGGAGAGGAUGUGAUGCGUGCGAUACAUGUGUCAGUAGAUCAAGGUGAAUCGUGGAACAUAGCUCAACUUCCUCCUGUCACUCAUGAGCAGUUUUACUCUAUACUGGCAGCAAAUGAUGAAAUGGUUUUCAUGCAUGUGGAUGAACCAGGAGACAGUGGGUUUGGCACCAUCUAUGUGUCAGAUGACAGGGGGACUGUUUAUUCCAAGUCUCUUGAACGCCAUCUGUACAUGACCCCCGGAGGGGAGACAGACUUCACGAAUGUCACUUCCCUCAGAGGAGUUUUCACUACUAGUGUGUUGGCCGAGGAUGAAUCUGUGCAGACAGUAAUAUCAUUUGAUCAGGGGGGAGAAUGGGUUCCUCUCCAGAAACCAGAGAACACAGAGUGUGUUUCCACAUCCACAAAAACGUGUAGUCUACACAUUCAUGCCUCAUACAGCACCUCCAUGAAUAUGAACGUUCCCAUGCUGCCUCUGAGUGAACCCAAUGCUGUAGGACUCAUUCUGGCUCAUGGCAGCGUAGGGGACGCAAUGUCUUUGAUGACACCUGAUGUGUACGUGUCUGAUGAUGGUGGCUACACCUGGCUCAAAGCUCUGAAGGGUCCACAUCACUACGCCAUCCUGGACUCUGGUGGCCUGCUGGUAGCUGUGGAGCACAACACAACCGCACCCAUUUCUGAGAUUAAGUUUUCCACAGAUGAGGGGCAAUGCUGGCACGUUUACAAGUUCACCAAGACCCCGAUGUACUUCACAGGGCUGGCCUCAGAGCCUGGUGCCCGUUCGGUGAACGUCAGUCUCUGGGGUUACGAAGAUGCUAUAAUCAGCAACUGGGUAACUUACACCAUUGACUUUCAAGACCUGCUGACACGUAACUGCGAAAACGAUGAUUAUGUCCCGUGGUUGGCACACUCUGAUGACAUCAGCGAACCGGACGACGGUUGCAUUCUGGGUUAUAAGGAACGUUUUCUGCGAGUGAAAAAAGCCUCUGUGUGUUGGAUUGGGAGGGAUUACGAAGUCACCACAGAGCCCACGCCGUGCAAAUGCACGCUAGAUGACUUCCUGUGUGACUUUGGAUACUAUCGUAAUGAGAGCAGCUCAAUAUGUAUUGAACAGGGUGAUCUCAAAGGUCAUGAUCUGGAGAUCUGCAUACAUGGACAGAAGGAACAGCUACAGACUUCUGGCUACAGGAAGAUUCCAGGUGAUAAAUGCGAGGGAGGGGAACAACCGGAAAGAAAGAUCAUUGACAUGAGCCAAAAAUGCGUCAGUGACCUACUGGACCCUCAGCUGCUGACAGAUAAGUCUACCUCACACAAAGCCCCUAUCAUUGCACUUGUCAUAGCCAUCCUACUGAUCGGUGCAGUUUUAGUGGUCCUGUUCGUAAAGAAGAAUGUCUGUGGUGGACGGUUUUUGGUACGCAGCUAUUCAGUUUUACAAAAUAACGUAUCAGCCAAUCGCAUGGAUGAUGAUCUACUGAACACAGAUGAAAUUGUUACGACUAACAACGGUUACCACGAUGACUCGGAUGAGGACCUUUUGGAGUAAAGCUGAGCAUUAGGGUGAGCAGAUGAAGAUACAUUUUGUCAUUCAGGCAUUGUUGCUGCUGUCUCUUGCUUCCUACUAAAGCACAAACCAGCUUUUUGAAACUUAAUCUAACAGACGUCAUGCACUUCCUGUUUCUCAACCAAUGCGAGGAAACAUUAUUGCUUUGACCACGGAGGGUCUUGUGAAUAGCACAGGUAAUAUGAUCUGAUGUAGAGGAACAGUGUUUAAUGGCUUGUGAAAGUAUGAAUUCUUUCCUAUGAUGUUGGUGUAUUUUCGGGUUUGUUUAAAGAUUUAAAGACUGUCAGUAAGGGUACUUUUAAAAUACUUCUGCUCUUCUUUUAUGUACAAUUUCUUUCCAUUAGAGCUAUAGGUAUAGUUCAAGCUUACAAUAAUAUUAGAUUUUGAGAUUGUUUGGUUCAACAGAAGAGGCAUGUCUGCGAAAUAAGCACCAGGAAAUAUCACACAUUCAUGUCCUUGAGAUAUUCGAUUUGAAAUACAAUGCUACUGAACUUUUUUUAUUAUUAAAUGUGAUCAAAACUUUAGUAUAUACUUCUCUGCAAGCCAUCAGGUGUAAUAAUGAAAAAGCAAUAAAAUGCAGAGAAACAUGCAAUAUGUUUAAUUUUACAACAAAGGGAAAAUAUUUAAUUUAUCAUUAAUCAUUAAUUUAUCUAAACAAAAUCAUUAAUUUAUCUGAAACUGCAACUGUGUAGCAAUCUUAUUUUUAAGCCUUUAAGUUUGCAAUAAAGAACGAUUGUAAUCCGACACAAUAACUGUAGAAUAUGAGGUAAUUUUACCAAUACACUCCUUGUGGUAAUUUUGUAAAUAAGCUCAUGUCUUGGGGUCUUCAGAUCAAGCUAUAAAAGUUGUGUGAAGUUUUAUAAGAAUAUUUUUAUUAAAUAAGCAAUGAUUGAGAUGCAUGUAAAGUAGUGAAGUUGUAGUUUGUGUACAACCUUGCACAUUUUGCCCAUAUCAAAAUUUUUGUAGUGAAAAAUGUUUUUGUGCUGUUAUUGGCUCUCUUCUUGACAUCAGGAAAGUCCUAGAAGUAUAAAAGUCGGUAGCCAGACCAUUCGUGGCAAUACUUUUGCAUGUCACCAUUAAUUUCAUUUGUAUGCAGCUGGAUUUAUUAUGCUGAGAACAAAUGUGUUGAUCUAUACUGUUCAAACAUUUAAUUUUGAAUAUUCAAAUGCAAUACUAGGUACUUUCUAUUUGAUGUCUAAUCCAUUGAGUGUGUAUUUAAAUAUUAAUUCUCCAUAAUUCAUUUAGAAAAAAAUCAUUUAAAAAAAUCUCAAGUAGUUGUUUAAGUUGUUGCUAAGUUUACAACACACAUAAUCAAAAAUCCAAUAUUCACUUGGAGGAAGACAAUCUCCUUUACAAAGUCUCAGAUUACGAGUUUUUGGGGCGGUUUCCCAGACAGGGAUUAGACUAGUCCUAGACUAAAAUAAACUUAAGAGCUGUCCAAACUGAAAACAGCUUGCACUGACAUUCCUUAAAAUACAUCACUGUCCUUUGUUUUGCCUCAAAAUUACACAAGUAAUGUUUUUAGUAAGGCAUGUUUGUUAAAACCAGCUAUGUUUCCGAAUUAAACUAAGGCCUAGUCCUGGUUUAAGAUAAUCUCUGUCCGGGAAACCCCCCCAUAAAGUGUUUAUUAACUGUGCUUGAGUUAUAAAUAAGUCUUGUUUGUUGUGAUUCAAGUGCCUAGCAUGGAGGCACGGUUUGUGCCUCCCAAAGAAAUACAAAGCUUGUCUUCAAUAAUUCAAAAACAAAAGACGAAUCUUAUUACCACUGACGGUAACAUGAGCUUUGACAAACAGCGUAUCUAUCCAUUGUUUCAACUGUCAAAAAUAUCUGUAUAUGAAUUAUUUAAUUCCUAUUUUAUACAAGUCAGGUACACAAAGACACCCCUAACAGAAAUGUAGGCAUUAAACAUUUGAUUCUCUUCUCUCACUGCAUAAUUGCUAGGUUGCUAUCCAUGUUUGGAGCAAUAAUAAUAAUAAUAAUGGCUCUGCAAUGCAAAGAGUUUAAUGAUUUUCAUUAUGACUGUGAUUUUAUUUAUAAGAGGUGUACCAUUUUUCUUCCUGUGCAAAAUCAAUGUACAUAGUAGGCUCUGUACAUAUACAGCAAUUCUAAUCUGUCAUUUGCUCUGUAUAUUUGGACCAGAAUUGUUUGUUUGAAAUAAACUGAUUUGUCUCAUUUAGCA
Molecule: messenger RNA, 5009 nt
Organism: Misgurnus anguillicaudatus (oriental weatherfish)
Lineage: Eukaryota; Metazoa; Chordata; Actinopteri; Cypriniformes; Cobitidae
Source: RefSeq, a predicted model, not a curated record